Messenger RNA from Cynara cardunculus var. scolymus (artichoke), 1937 nucleotides. RefSeq names its product NAC domain-containing protein 96-like. The record is from RefSeq and is a predicted model, not a curated record. Lineage: Eukaryota; Viridiplantae; Streptophyta; Magnoliopsida; Asterales; Asteraceae. Gene Ontology annotation, biological process: regulation of DNA-templated transcription. The transcript has 5 exons. Bases 573 to 1718 code for a protein of 381 amino acids. Gene Ontology annotation, molecular function: DNA binding.
UGUUUCUGAUAAUCGGUUCGUUAAACUCCAAAUUUGAAUUUACAUUUUCAACUUCAAUCAUAAUUGGAUGUAAAUGAUGUAAACAUGACAUGGUUAUCAGAAAAUGUAAUCAUAUUUGGUUAUCAAAAGCAAUAGAUAUGUUUUUCUUGUACUUGAAGUAGCUGAUUGCAUGCUUAGCUUUUGUAAGACAGUUUUCUUGUGCUAGUUCCAGGCUUGUCAUGGGUAAAUGUUUGGUAUCUUGUAUAGGUCUGCAACUAUUUUUUCCAUGGAAAGUGCUUUAAAACUCAAUUCCUCGUGGGAUGUAUUCCGUCUAGAUGUAAUGUUGAAAUAGUAGAUGCAUUUGAACGAUUGCACUUUAUCUAGAAUUUCAUUCUUGCAUGAUAUUUGAAAGUGCUAACUUCUCUUAUGAUGUCUUGUUGAAUUCAUUGUUCAUUUUUCUGAUUUUGGAAAUCGAUAUUGGUGAUUUAGAAUUUAUGUUGAAUGCCAGUCUAUCUUACACCUUCUCGUCUUCUAUGUAGAAACUAAUUGUUCGGUCGCAAUUUCGGUUCACUUCCACCAAAAUUUAGUCUGCAAUGUGUCCUCCAGCAUCUGUCACUGCUCCUGCAAUUGAACUCGAUAACUAUUGGACAGAUGAGGUCGUCUGUAAGUCUUUGGUGCAAUUCAAAAGUGGAUGCCCCCUGCCUUUGAACGUACUUCCUGAUGUGGAUCCCUACGAAUGCAUGCCCUCAAAUCUCCCUGAAAAUAUGUGGUACUUUUGCUCUGGAACAAAAAAGGAUGCAGAACAUGGGUUCUGGAUGUCAACUGGGGAGGCUUGUGAGAUAUAUUCAACUUCUGUUUUUACUGGUUUGAGAAAGACCCUUCAAUUCUAUGAAGGCCAAGCACCUAACGGACAAAAGACCAAUUGGAUGAUGCAAGAAUACACUACAACUGAGAAGUAUAGUAAUAAGCUGGAUUGUAGAGCACUAUGCAGGGUAUUUUUGGCAGAUGAUAAGCGUAGUAGUAGAAGACUUUCUGAAAGUGAACUUCUGGAAAAGCGUAUGGAUGAUGGAACAGGAGCAUCAGCCAUGGCUAAUACAUCUCCAGAUCCACCAUCAGCCAUGGCUGAUACAUCUCCAGAUCCACCAUCGGCCAUGGCUGAUACAUCUCCAGAUCCACCAUCAGCCAUGGCUGAUACAUCUCCAGAUCAACCAUCAGGCAUGGGUAAUAAUAGAUCUCCAGAUUGGCCUCCUGAAAAUAUCCCAGACAGAGAAUAUGUUUUAAUGGGCGAUUACUUGGAGUUGGAUGAUCUUGCUGCUUCCAUUUCACAUUCAUCCAGUUCUGCUGAUUCAAGUUGUAUGACUAUGACAUCAGAAGAAUUUUUCGACCCAGUUGCCCUAAUGCGUGAACUAGGGGAUGACAUUGUACACCAGGAGGUUCAAGAUUCAAGUGUCAAGCUCAAUCUCUCUGCACCAACAAAGUUAAAAGAAGUGAUCAUGGAUCCGACCACUUUAGGAUUUUGUGACGAUGGUAAAGAGUGCAAACCUUCUAUAACACAAGCCUCCAAAACGGACGACACACCUCAAAACGAGCCAGGAGAUGAUAGAAAGGAAAGCACCUCAAAUGGUAUCAACACGACAGCAGCAGCAGCAGCAUCCAGCAGUUCGGAGGAAAAGAAAGAUCGUGGUGGUGGAACCAAGAAGCGUAAGGUGAUGAAGUAUCUGUGUUUCUUGGCGUUCUAAAUCCAUUCGUUAGGCCCUCUUGAGUGUUUUAAGAUUAUGGUUUGAUGAUGAUCAUUUCUUGAACCUUGAAAACCAUUUUUCACAUUGACGCAACUACCGAAAUGAGGUGGUUUUGAGUAUGAAUGAAUGUAUAGUAUGAUAUAAUACAUUACAUGUAGAGAUUUGCAUAUUAGACAAGAGCAGGAGGGAUAGCAAGAUUGUUUGUAAUAUGUAAAUAGG